Drosophila kikkawai is the source of this 618-nucleotide messenger RNA. RefSeq lists its product as uncharacterized. The record is from RefSeq and is a predicted model, not a curated record. Lineage: Eukaryota; Metazoa; Arthropoda; Insecta; Diptera; Drosophilidae.
UCUAAACGAACUAGUACUCGUUGAAAAAUUAGUACAAUUUACAAGAAGCAGUUUUGAUUUUCGUAAAAUUCGAAUUGUUCACAAUUAAAUUUCGGCUAAAAUUAUGAACAACCGAAAAUCAAAAUUGCUGCAAUCACUGGAGGAUUCUAUGCAGCCUCUCGACGAAGAGGACGUUGUCCGCCUGCUUGCCCAUCAGAUCCGCCAGCCAUUAAGCGAUCCCAUCGAAAUCAGUCGGGAAAAGAAUGCGGAUCUGAGUAUCCUGCAUCUGGAGGAUGCCAUUAAGUUCAGGGAAUCGAUGGAACACUUUAAUAUAUCGCCCACCGCGGAAACCAUAGACGAAGUGAUGCCGGUGAAGGAUCAGCAUCUUGGCGAAAUGUUAGAGGUUCUCAACGAUCUUGAUGAUGACGACGAUGGUGAAGAGGAGUACGAAGGCGAUUAUGAGGAAGACGACGAUGCUGAAGAUGAAGAUGCCGAAGAGAACCAUGAAAAAGAUAAAACAACUCCAGGGAGCGAUUUGAAUAAUUUGGAUCCCAUAAAACCAUUAUUUUAAAUCUAGGGUUAAACUAUUUUAUAGUAUUGAACUAUUGGAGAAAAUUGAGUAAAAGAUCUUUAAAUUUA